AUUUAGUAGUAUAAUAGCAUGCACUAGGUUUCAAAUAAUAGUUUUUUAUUUAUUUAUCUAAUAGGUGUUCUCAAAGGAAAUGCAUAUUCUUGGGACUACAUUCAUUUUUAUUCUAGCCCUCAAUGUCUGUCUAGGUUUCUACCUUCAGACGUCGGAGGUACAGGCGUACAUUGGAGAAAGUGUGAUAUUGGCCUGCAAUGGUUCAGGAUUCCCUGAUGAAGAGCUGCAAGUUUACUGGGAGGCGAUGGGCAAAGACGUGAUCUCUCUGCAAGGAGACGUCGUCACGGUCGGGAGAGGGUUUGAAGACCGUGUGAACUUCCUCAGCGAUCCUACGGAGUCUAUGGACUUUUCCCUCAUUCUGUCAGAUUUGAUGCUGAACGAUGGGGAGAUAUAUGAAUGUCUGUGGGAGGGAACAAAACCCAUUUCUUCUGUGUUGCUACACGUGUCGACACCAGAGUUUUUCACCGAUUAUGUUGACGCGUUUGAGGGUGACGAUGUCACUUUGGAGUGUUUUGGAAAUAUUCCUAAAAAUAAACCAUGGGAAGACAUUUACAUCCAGUGGCUGAAGGAUGACAGAGAAAUCCUGCGCUUGAGCUCUGGAAAGGUGGAAGUCAGUAUUGAUUACAGCAUCCUGAAGUUACCGGCCAAACACGACAUCAGUCGCGGUAUCUUCUCUCUGAGCAUCACGUCAGUGAGUAUUUUCGACCAGGGCGUUUAUCAGUGCCGUUACAAGGGCAUCGAUUUCGAGGCGCCGCGGAGUGGAUUCCCGGAGACCUACAUGCUCACUGUUUGGGUGAAAGAUACAUCAAACACAGAGACAGGCACCGAUUCUGCUGUGUUUUCCGAGGUGCGGAGCAGCACGGCGUCUCUCUCCAGCUCCAGUGCUCUCUCUCAUACUGACACGAGCAGUAGUGUGCCAGUUUGGACGUCUGUUUCGAGCGCUCAGACUGAAAGCGUCAGCUCAGUGCCAGCACACACAUACUCAUAUGCUGGCAGCUCUCAGACUCAAAGCAGCAGCUCUGUGCCAACACUGACAUAUGCUGAGAGAGCCGAAGUGACAACAGAUACAUCAGUCACAGAGACAGGCCCUGAUUUUGCUCUGUUUCUAAUGACAAAACAUUCAUCAGUCACAAAGACCAAUUCUGUGACGGCGGAUCCAUCGGUCACAGACACAGACGCUGAUUCUGCUCUAUUUCUAUUGGCGACAGACACAUCAGUUACAGAGACACACACUGAUUCUGAUCCAUCAGUCACAGAGACAGGUGCCGAUUCUGCUCUAUUUCUAGUGGCGACAGAUACAUCGGUUACAGAGACACACACUGAUUCUGAUCCAUCAGUCACAGAGACAGGUGCCGAUUCUGCUCUAUUUCUAGUGGCGACAGAUUCAUCAGUCACAGAGACGCACACUGAUUCUGCUCUAUUUCUAGCAGCGGAUCCAUCAGUCACAGAGACAACCACUGAUUCUGCUCUAUUUCUAGUGGCGACAGAUACAUCAGUCACAGAGACCAAUUCUGUGACAACAGAUACAUCAGUCACAGAGACAGCCACUGAUUCUGGUAAGAACUGA
Labeo rohita (rohu) is the source of this 1567-nucleotide messenger RNA. RefSeq lists its product as uncharacterized. Gene Ontology annotation, biological process: immune response; negative regulation of T cell proliferation; T cell costimulation. NCBI's taxonomy places the organism in Eukaryota, Metazoa, Chordata, Actinopteri, Cypriniformes, Cyprinidae. The record is from RefSeq and is a predicted model, not a curated record. The transcript is spliced from 16 exons. Bases 80 to 1567 code for a protein of 495 amino acids. Gene Ontology annotation, cellular component: external side of plasma membrane.